Teleopsis dalmanni is the source of this 1628-nucleotide messenger RNA. Its product is annotated as homeobox protein unplugged-like. Bases 61 to 1563 code for a protein of 500 amino acids. NCBI's taxonomy places the organism in Eukaryota, Metazoa, Arthropoda, Insecta, Diptera, Diopsidae. The record is from RefSeq and is a predicted model, not a curated record. Gene Ontology annotation, biological process: regulation of nervous system development; regulation of transcription by RNA polymerase II. The transcript has 3 exons. Gene Ontology annotation, cellular component: nucleus. Gene Ontology annotation, molecular function: RNA polymerase II transcription regulatory region sequence-specific DNA binding; DNA-binding transcription factor activity, RNA polymerase II-specific.
UUUAUAAUAUUUAAAAAUAUAAUUUAGUAAAAUAUAAAUAAAAUUUAUAAACGUGUUAACAUGGAGAGUGCACAUCAAGUUGGCGCUGAUACUGGCAAGUUAACAAAAUUUCCUACGCCAUUUUCUAUUGAAAGUUUAAUAGCAAAUCAAAAUGUAACAAAAACGCUUGAAAGCAAUAAACGCGAUCGCGAAAAAGAUGAGUUAAAUGCACGCGCCAUGGUGGCUUCAUCUGCUUUAGGUCUAACAAAUUUUCCAUUGUACAAUCCUUGGAUACAUGGUUAUUUUGUACAAAAUCACGAUCGGUUAUCACAGCUUAUCACCAACGGUGGCUACCUGUCAAAUAUGAAUAAAGAACAAAUUGCGGAUAGCAACAUUCAAACCACAAAACAAAACCUUGCGGAGAAUGAUAUUUCCAGGUUACCGGUAAAUGCGUUGGAGAAUCAUUUUUUACUUAGCACACCGACAACAGCGCAGCUGUCUUCGUGUGAUCCAAAUUAUCGUGAUAAAUUAUUAUUACAAAAUCUAAAUAUUGGCGUCGGUAGUUCACAUGCAAAUUCUAUCCGCGCUCACAGCCCGAGACAGAGAAUGGCAACUGAGCUAAUGAAUGGAGAUUAUGUGCACAAUUUAAGUUUGCAUGCACGUCUACAAAAUAUAGGUAAAGUUAUGGGUGACAUGCCUGGAAACGAGUUGAUGACAACCACCAGUAUGCAAUAUGGUAGCAAUUUUAGCUCCGGUAACCUAAUAACAGACUCCAAUUCAAAACAAAGUGAAUGCUCUGAGCCUACGUUGGAUGUUGGUAUGGAUGAGGAUUUUGAUUGCAGUGGAGACUCUUGCAGUGAUAUUAGCCUAACUAUGUCACCGCAAAAUUAUAGCACUGAUUUGGAUAAGAGUAGAGCUGCAAUUAAUUCCACAGUUUUUGCAGAUUAUCCGCAUUCAGACUCAGAGGAUUGCACCGACGAUGAAGGCAACUCAACUAAUAACGAUCUAAGUAAAGACGCUUCUGGUGGUUGUAGUAGCAGUAAUUCUAAAUCUCGACGCAGAAGAACAGCAUUUACCUCUGAACAGUUACUGGAACUAGAAAGAGAAUUUCAUGCCAAGAAAUAUUUAAGUUUGACUGAAAGAAGCCAAAUCGCCACGACGCUGAAACUAAGUGAAGUCCAGGUUAAAAUAUGGUUUCAAAAUCGUCGCGCAAAAUGGAAACGUGUUAAGGCGGGUCUGACAUCACAUGGCCUUGGUCGAAAUGGUACAAAUGGUGGCACAAAAAUAGUUGUGCCGAUACCGGUCCAUGUAAAUCGUUUCGCCGUUCGUUCGCAACAUCAACAAAUGGAAAAAAUGUGUCUUAGUGGUCCGAAACCAGAUCUGCGUAAAAAAAUGCCCACCGAUGCAAGUGGUUUUGAAAAAUUUAAUGGUGGCAACUUGGUUGGAGUUGCUGCAAACGUUGUUCCUAAUGUGGUUAGUAAUGGUGCUAAUGUCGUGAAUCAGCCGGCGGCUUUGAUGGUAGCGGCUAAUAUGGUUGCGAAUACCAUGACGGGCUCAUUGGCUUUAGCGCGUAGUAUUUAUUAAGAGUUUAUGUUUCAAUUAAUAUGAUUUCCUUUAACAUGUGUUUUGUGUUUUAAAUAUUUUAAUUA